AUUUUGAACUGUGUACAAACGGCCGAAGCACCGAGAGCAGACAGGCGACCUGUCUCCCUGACAAGUUUUGGUUGUUUAAGGCUGUUCACUGGGAAUCACAACAGAGUUUGGAACAACAAUGAGAAAAAGUGAGGUGCUCGCAGCUGAGUCUGUGUCGUGCCUGAAUAAAGCACUAUGCCACCUGAAGGACAUCUGGGAGGAGAUUGGUAUACCAGAGGACCAGAGACUACAGAGAACUAAUGUUGUCAAGAACCACAUUAAGGGAUUACUAGAUAUGAUGAUCAAAGAAGAAGAGUCUCUGAAGACGAGGCUUAUAAGCAGCAUUCAGACAUGCAGGACAGACAUGGAGAAACUCUGCCUGGAGCUUCAGCUACCUGUGUUUGAGGAGGAGGUCGGGAUCAGCAUGCUCCAGCAGGAGAAGAACAUCCGCACUCAGGUGGAGGUUCUGAUAAAGGAGAAGACUCUGAGAAUGCAGCAGCUGAAGUUUCUGCUGGAGCAGGACCAGGACCUGUGCGACAUCCUGUGCUCUAUGCCUUACGGUAUCUCUCCAGACUCUGUCCCUUCAGUGGAGCAACUGGAGAGCUUCCGCCAACACAUCUCCGACCAGAACGCAGAGAAGGCGAAGCGGUACGCUGAGUUUAUGGACAUCAAAAAGGAGAUCAUCUUGCACAUGGAAGUGCUGGACCACAUCCCUGAGACCAGUUUUGAGAAGGAUGUAGUCUGUGAGGAUGAGGACUCUUUCUGCCUUUCCAGAGACAAUAUUACAUCACUCAAACUGCUGCUUUGUCAGCUGGAGGAACGCAAGGCAGAGAACGAGGCGAUGUGUGAGAGUCAUCGAGAGAAGAUCCAGCAGCUGUGGGACAGACUGCAGGUGCCGCAGGAGGAGAGAGAGGCCUUCAACGAGCACAUGGUCACAUCCAGGAAGAGGAACCUGGAAGCGUUAAAAGCAGAGGUCCAGCGUCUGGAGGAGCUCAAACUGCUAAACAUUCGUAACGUCACAGACGCCAUCCGCUCCGAGAUCGCCGUGUUUUGGGAAAAAUGCUUCUUCAGCACUGACCAGCGGCAGGCCUUUUCACCGUAUUUUAGCGAGGAUUUUACUGAAGAGCUGUUGGGGAUGCACGAUGCUGAGAUCCAGCGUUUGAAGCUGCAUUACGAAGAUCACAAAGAGCUUUUUGACGGAGUUAACCAAUGGGAAGAAAGCUGGAGACUCUUCCUGGAGCUGGAGAAAAAAGCCACAGAUCCGUCCAGAUUCACCAACAGAGGAGGAAACCUUCUCAAAGAGGAGAAACAGAGGUCUGAGCUGCAUAAAAGUCUGCCAAAGCUUGAAAAGAAACUAAAAGCCCAGAUCGAGGCGUGGGAAGGUGAGCAGGGUCGUGAGUUUUUCGUGAACGGUCAGAAGUUCCUGCAGUACGUGGAGGAACAGUGGGAGCUGCAUUGGAUAGAGAAAGAAAAGGAGAAACAAGAAAGGCACCUCAAGAAGAGCAAACAGACCGAAGAGGACAUGCUGUACGGAACAGCGGUACGAACCCCAACCAAACGCAGAUUCCUCGGCACCACCACCCCAAAUAAAUCACGGAAGAUGGGUAACACCACCUCCAGCAUCUCUAGCGUCGCCUCUAACAGCACCAUGCGCUCCGUCUACGGCGGAACUGUCUGUCGCUCACCUGUGCCCCGCCCACCUCUCUCAGCAAAUAAGGGUUCAACAGCGCGGACAGGCGGAGGAAAACCUCCCCACCCAAGACUGCAGGGCUGUAACAAGGAGAACGAGGCCCAGUUGAAGGGGAGCCCUCUGAGUGGUGCGUUGCUGACCCCCACUGGUCCACAGCGUAACUUCAGCAUAACCUCUGUUGCCAGCACAUAUUCAGAGUUUGUGAGGGACUUGGUCAACACUGAAUCAGUUCAAUCAAGCGAGACCUGUCCAAGGCCUCUAACGCCAAGAUCGAGCACGACAUCCUGAACUCCACCACCACCAACAUUUGACCUCUGCGCUCCGAUGUUGACUGUGUCAGCUAUGAUAUCGUUGUUCUGAUCUCCCCCCAGAACGCAUCACUACCCUUCACUGCUAUCUGCUUUUAUAUGGAAAUGAAGGUAAUAAUAUAUUAAGUGUCGAUUCGGUGAUAAACUCUUAGCAGCUUCCUGUCAAACAAGGACGUCUUGUCGAUCUGUCGCCAGUUGCUGAACAUGUUGUCUUCAGCGUGUUACUGAACAUUUUCCCGGUCUAUCACUGUCUGUAAAAGGAAAAAUAUGAUUGUAUCAUAAGUUAAACUAACACUAUUUUGCCUCUCUGAUUUUGCCAGUUAUUAAGAUGUAAUAAAUGUUUUUUUUUUGCAUCCUGUACUGCACAUGUUUUUAUAAAAAAAAGAGACAAAAGAAAGGUUAACUUUCUGAAGUUAUGCAAUCUGGGGUUACAGACCAAAUGUAUUAUAAAUAUUUGCACUUUCUGGAAAAUAUAUUACAGUGCAUUGUGUAGUUUUAUUCACGCUUACACUGUUCCAUCCAAAUCUUUCACCUAUAUUUGUUUUUAUACAUGUAUGUAUGUAAUGUAUAUAUUUCUGAAUCUGCUAUUCUCUUUAUAGCAUCUCUGUCUGACAAAGCUAAUAGAUGUUUAAACAGGCCGUUAAGACUGUUAUUAACAUAUCAUAUAUUGGUGCUGUGUAAUAGUUUAAUACAGUUAUAAAUCAUAUGGAUUCAAUACACUAUCAUGGCUGAUUUGGAAAAGCUUGUCAAAAUAAAAUAAAUUCAUUUUCACUUGAAAA
Messenger RNA from Thunnus maccoyii (southern bluefin tuna), 2756 nucleotides. It is a transcript of the gene prc1b, whose product is annotated as protein regulator of cytokinesis 1b. Bases 119 to 1957 code for a protein of 612 amino acids. Gene Ontology annotation, cellular component: spindle; mitotic spindle midzone; cytoplasm. The transcript has 15 exons. Gene Ontology annotation, molecular function: microtubule binding. Lineage: Eukaryota; Metazoa; Chordata; Actinopteri; Scombriformes; Scombridae. The record is from RefSeq and is a predicted model, not a curated record. Gene Ontology annotation, biological process: microtubule cytoskeleton organization; mitotic spindle midzone assembly.